This is a messenger RNA of Lachancea lanzarotensis, 1302 nucleotides long. Its product is annotated as LALA0S07e05380g1_1. Lineage: Eukaryota; Fungi; Ascomycota; Saccharomycetes; Saccharomycetales; Saccharomycetaceae. The record is from RefSeq and is a predicted model, not a curated record. Bases 1 to 1302 code for a protein of 433 amino acids. Gene Ontology annotation, molecular function: protein binding. The transcript has a single exon.
AUGUCUCUUCCCGUUGUGCUGGCUAAUACCACCCAUUUACCUCCAGAACAGAUGUUUUCACUACAAGUGGGUACCAAACUGUUUCAAGUGUCAGGAUACUCGCUCAACUCAGACUCACCCAGUCUAUUCACGGAGUUUUUCGUUGAAAACAAAAAUGCCACGCUUUUCAUCGAUCGAUCGCCUCAAGUAUUUAAGCUCAUCAUGGAUCAUCUUCAGGGUUACAGCGUUAAUAUCAAAGAUGAAAGUCAAUUCACGUUUUGUUUCUUAGACGCCGUAUAUUUCAAACUUCCACGACUCCAGGAUUUGCUAAAAAAUUGUGAAUACUACUACAUAUGUGUGGGCGGACAACACUUCAAAUUGGCCAAAGCGUUAUUGUCACAGCCCGGAAACUCGCUCAACUAUUUCGGUCUUACGUGCAGGUCACUGUUUGACGAUGUUCAGGCAGUAUAUCUCACCAUGAACUUAGCACGACCCCCACCACAGUCUCCGCCGUAUGUGAAUCGGUCUCCAGCUUUUCUCGCGGAUCUAAUCACGCUUCUACAAGGCGGCAUGCUGGAUCUGACGCCGGAACGACGUCAAUCGCUCAUGCAAGAGUGUCGUUACUACCGUUUUCUACGACUCGAGCAACAACUGGUUCCUGCACAAAUAUCCUGGAAUCCGUUGUUACAGACUGAAGAAAUUAUCAUUAAUCUCAAAGACGUUCGUUGUAAGUUUGUGUCGGUUCCCAAAUCUGACCAAUCUCCAUCUCAAGAGCCGGCAGCUAAAAGGCGUCGUUUGUUACCCGAUUGUCAUUGGUAUGCCGUACAAUACAAACGGCCGUACUUGGACUCGGAUCUUCCCCAAGCCCGCGAACUGAUUUUCCAGAUUUCCGCUUGCGAAGUCACUCUGUUUUUCAUCAAAAACGCCAAGACCAUUCACGUAGCCAUUUCGGGCCACACCUUGGUGAGAUUCAGAUCUGUGUUCCAAAAAGUUUUGGCAGAAAAUAACAUAGAUUUGAACGCCUACGAGCGACAAAACUCGCUUCUGGUUCUCCCCGCGUGUGUGUCCUUGAGCUCCAUGCAUGUGAACGGCAUGCCAUGCAGAAACAUCUCCUCUGUGGUUGACGAGAUGCAGUUCAAGGAACAAGUGAUCGAUUUCAAUAAUCCGAAUCACAUCAACCAGUUAGUACCGGGGCUCAAGCUAGACUUGACCAAAUCGCUUUGGAAGCUUGGUGUACAAGACAACAAGCUACUCAUGAUUGCUGUCAAAGCCGAAGCGGUAUCUGGUCUUAAAGAAUACUAUAGGGCUCUUGAUUAUAUAUAA